Messenger RNA from Prunus mume (Japanese apricot), 1912 nucleotides. The record is from RefSeq and is a predicted model, not a curated record. Lineage: Eukaryota; Viridiplantae; Streptophyta; Magnoliopsida; Rosales; Rosaceae.
UUGUCUGAAGGAGAUUUUGGACACAACACCGCAAACUUCGGAAAUGAACCUUUUUUCCUCUCAUAGCAUCACCGCGUGGCGCUUUCAGCUUUGCAUUGGUGUCAGCCCGCCCUUCACCAUAAGCAGCAGAGAAACGAGUCAAAUUUCCAGCUGUCCCCGUCCUUUUUUAUCUUUUUUUUAACCCUUUAUUCAUAUUUUUAUCGUAUUUUCUGAAAAUUACAUUCUGGAAAGUUCAUUGGCGGCUCCACCGUCCAACACUUUGCAGUGCAGUUUGGUAAAAAUUUCCUUCCUUUUUAUUUAUUAUCAUCUUUGUUUGUUUGUCUAAUCGUAAAGCAGAAUCUACACCGACCUUCUUUCUUUCUUCCAUUAUUAGUCGUCUGUCUCUUCACUCUCUGCCUCCUUGUUUUCAUCUGCACGCCUUCUCUGUUCUGCUGUGACUUCUCCAUCCUCAUCGAGCAAAACUCCCAAGUGUUACCAUAAAGAAUGGCAGAGACCGAUGACAUUCAGCCUCUUGUCUGUGAUAAUGGAACUGGAAUGGUUAAGGCUGGAUUUGCCGGAGAUGAUGCUCCAAGGGCUGUCUUCCCCAGUAUUGUUGGUCGACCUAGACACACAGGUGUUAUGGUGGGGAUGGGACAGAAAGAUGCCUAUGUUGGAGAUGAGGCCCAGUCCAAAAGAGGUAUUCUCACACUAAAAUACCCUAUUGAACAUGGGAUUGUUAGCAACUGGGAUGACAUGGAAAAGAUCUGGCAUCAUACUUUCUACAAUGAGCUUCGUGUGGCUCCUGAAGAACAUCCUGUGCUUCUUACUGAGGCACCCCUGAAUCCUAAGGCAAACAGGGAAAAGAUGACUCAGAUCAUGUUUGAGACCUUCAAUGUCCCUGCUAUGUAUGUUGCCAUUCAAGCAGUUCUCUCCCUCUAUGCUAGUGGGCGUACUACAGGUAUUGUGCUGGACUCUGGUGAUGGAGUCAGUCACACAGUUCCCAUCUACGAAGGUUAUGCGCUUCCGCAUGCCAUCCUCCGGCUUGACCUCGCUGGAAGAGAUUUAACAGAUGCCUUAAUGAAGAUCCUGACUGAGAGAGGGUACACUUUUACUACAACUGCUGAACGGGAAAUUGUACGUGAUAUUAAGGAGAAACUUGCCUAUGUGGCACUUGAUUAUGAACAGGAACUUGAAACUGCUAAAACCAGCUCAUCAAUUGAGAAGAGCUAUGAGCUACCUGAUGGUCAGGUAAUUACGAUUGGAGCAGAGCGAUUCCGUUGCCCCGAGGUCCUAUUUCAACCAUCAUUUAUUGGAAUGGAGUCUCCUGGAAUUCAUGAGACCACUUACAACUCAAUUAUGAAGUGUGAUGUUGACAUCAGAAAGGACUUGUAUGGUAACAUAGUGCUGAGUGGAGGGUCCACCAUGUUCCCAGGAAUUGCUGAUCGAAUGAGCAAGGAGAUCACAGCCCUUGCACCAAGCAGCGUGAAGAUUAAGGUGGUAGCACCUCCAGAGAGAAAAUACAGUGUCUGGAUUGGAGGGUCUAUAUUAGCUUCACUGAGCACAUUCCAGCAGAUGUGGAUAUCUAAGUCAGAGUACGAUGAAUCAGGGCCAUCCAUCGUUCACAGAAAGUGCUUCUAGACAUGUGAUUGUAUUGUCUCUUCCCCUUGGACUCUGUGGUUUUGGAUUGUUUGUCAGAUGUUUUAGUGGUGUGAGCUUGGUCUGUUUGUCAUCUUGCUUCAGUUCUCUAUUUGCCGUGUCAUAUGUAUACUUGAUAGUAGCAACACUAGUUCUUGAAUCAAAUCAGUAUUGUAGUUGUUCUGUACACAUUGUUUAUGUGGUUUUCUCGGUGGUUGAAAUAAAUAGAAUAUAAUAGCGAGUAAUGUUGUUGUUUUGGCUGCUGUAAUUUAUCAAUAUCGUAUUUUUGGUUGGGAAA